This is a messenger RNA of Coniosporium apollinis CBS 100218, 3366 nucleotides long. RefSeq lists its product as uncharacterized. NCBI's taxonomy places the organism in Eukaryota, Fungi, Ascomycota, Dothideomycetes. The record is from RefSeq and is a predicted model, not a curated record. Bases 1 to 3366 code for a protein of 1121 amino acids. Gene Ontology annotation, cellular component: membrane. The transcript is spliced from 6 exons. Gene Ontology annotation, molecular function: long-chain fatty acid-CoA ligase activity; channel activity; long-chain fatty acid transmembrane transporter activity. Gene Ontology annotation, biological process: transmembrane transport.
AUGGAUACCAAGCAGCACCCGGACGCAGACGCCGAGCGACGACUCACCGACGGCAUUUUCGGCCUGGGAAGGCCGCUGCCCCCCAUCGUCCGGCGAGGGAUGCGUUCGCCGCAGAGGCGCCCGGAAGAGGAUGCCGAAGGGAAACGCGGAGGGCAGGACUUGGAGACGGGGCGCACAGGCGCUGCUGGAGGGGACGAUAGCAGACAGCGCGAGAAGCCGCUGCAAGAGGGUGACUGUCCGCGUCUCGGUGUGGUUAGACCUUUUGACCGCGACCCUAAUCACCGAGCCAGACUUUCGCCGCGGAAUUUGGCGGCUAUUCCGGAGGAAGUAGGUGGCGGCGCUGGCACCAUUCCGAGCCUCACAGGAGGAUGGGUAGACGGUGCGCCUGAUCAACAAGGGAUGACGACGGCAUGGUUACCUCUACCUGUUGUUGGCGAUCGGUCUACUCAGCUGCAAGAGCGUGGCUCAAACAACGAAAGUCAACCUUCAAAGGAGCGAAGACUAGACGAUGGGGAUGUCCCGAAACAGGCUCCUGAUACCAGUGCAAAGGACUGGAUCUCUAAUGCUCAGGACCUAGAAACAAUCUCAACGUCAGACUCAACCAAGAGGGAGAACGACUAUGACGAACUCGAGCGAAUCUCCACCUUAGAGAUUGAAGAAGACUUCCUAGACCAAACCGAAUACGACGUCCACCGCAACCGCUGGUCCCGCAUUCGCGCCCGCUACCCCCAACCCCUCGCCGAAUUCCUCGCAACAGCCGUAUCAACCUACAUCGGCCUCGCCGGCUCUCUCACCGAGAUGACAUCCUCCAACACCGCCGGCACCUUCUUCACGCGCUGCCUCUCCGGCGCGCAUCUCAACCCGGCCAUCUCGAUAACCUUCUCGCUACACCGCGGCUUCCCCUGGCGCCACUGCAUCAUCUACAUCAUCUUCCAGCUGCUCGGCAACAUCUGCGCGUCCGUGGCCGCCUACGCCGUCUUCAACGACGCGAUCUGCCGCUUUGAUCCAGGCCUCACGCCCGGCGGGACCGGCGGCGCAUUUUUCACGAUUCCGCAGCCGUGGGUCCGGCCGGGGACGGCCUUCUUCGGCGAGUUCCUCGCCUCCGCCAUCCUCGUGAUCGCGAUAUUGGCGCUGGGCGAUGACAUGCACACCCCUCCGGGCGAGGGCAUGAAUCCCUUCGUCAUCGGGCUCGUCGUCACGGUUCUGCAGAUCACAAUGGCGUAUAACACCGGCCCGUGCCUGAAGCCUGCCAAAGACCUCGGGGGGAGCCUCGGCGCGCUGGGAGUCGGGUAUGAGGACGCGUUCAGGGGCGGGUGGUGGAUAUGGGGCGCGUGGGGGGCGGUGAUCUUGGGGACAGCGGUGGGGGCUGCGACGUAUGAUGCGUCGGUGUCUGUUGGGGGCGAGAGUCUGGUGAAUUAUGGGUGGCCUGGGCGCAGGGAGUUGAGCGGAAAGUGGAGGAGGGUUAGGGAGAAGGCCCUCUCCCUGACCCUCCCCCUCGCCGCCGCCUCCCUCGCCUACCUCAACGCCAAAACAGGCCUCAGCAACGACUGGGCUCUCCUCUCCGCCUACAUCGCCGCGCACAUCUCCCUACACCGCACCGCCUCGCGCGACACCCUAAACCUCUUCUACGUGCUCGAGACCCAUGCUCUCCACCCGACCCAGUCUCAGCACGCCUUCCUCAUCUACGGCGGCAAGAGCUGGAACUAUGGGGAGGCCUACGCGGAGGUGCUAAGGUGGGCUGCGUGGUUGAAAGAUGGCAAGGGUGUGGGGAAGGGGGAGGUCGUGGGGCUCUGCAUGGUGAACAGCGACACCUUCGUCUGGAUCUGGUUCGCGCUCUGGAGUCUGGGCGCCACGCCCGCGUUCCUGAACUACAACCUCCGCGGCGCGCCGCUCGUGCAUAGCGUAAGGGCCAGCGGGGCGAGACUUGUGCUUGUGGAUGAGGAAGUUACAGCCUCCUUCGCAGGGGAAGUCGGGAAAGAGCUGGAGGGCGUGGAGGUAGUGAUCGUGGGGCAGGAGGUGCUUGGGGAGGUGCAGGGAACGCGAGGGUGGAGGGAGAAGGACGAGAUGAGACGAGGGGUCCAGAUGCGGGACCUCGCAGUCCUGAUAUACACAUCUGGCACGACGGGGCUGCCGAAGCCGGCGGUUGUGAGCUGGCAGAAGGCGAGGGUUGGGGCGGGGCUGGUAGCGCGGUGGCUGCCGCUGAAGAAGCAGGAUAUCUUCUACACUGCAAUGCCCCUCUACCACUCCUCCGCCGCGAUCCUCGGCCUCGUCUCCUGCCUUAUGGCCGGCACGACCCUCUCCCUCGGCCGCCGCUUCUCGCACGCAACCUUCUGGCCCGACGUCCGCCGCUCCAAAGCAACCGCGAUCCAAUACGUUGGCGAAACCUGCCGGUACCUUCUCGCCGCCCCGCCAUCCCCUCUCGACAAACAGCACAGCGUCCGCUUCGCCUUCGGCAACGGCAUGCGGCCCGAUGUCUGGGAGCGCUUUCAGCAGCGCUUCGGUAUCGACACUGUUGCGGAGUUCUACGCCGCGACAGAGGGUCCGGGGGGUUUGUUCAACAAGAGCCGGAAUGCGUUUUCGAGAGGCGCGGUGGGGAGGAACGGGACGAUUAUGUAUCCGUGGUUUGCGCUGCAGAUGUUGAUCGUGCGGCUGGACUUCGAGACCAACAAGCUCCUCCGGGAUGAAAAGACUGGGCUGUGCAUACCAGCCGCCUGGGACGAGCCGGGGGAGCUGCUGUUCCGUCUCGAUGCGAAGGAUGUGGAGAGCAAGUUCCAGGGGUAUUUUCGGAACCGGGACGCGUCGAACAGCAAGAUUGUGAGGGAUGUGAGGAAGAAGGGGGACGCGUAUUUCAGCUCCGGGGAUGUUAUGCGCUGGGAUCGGGAAGGCAGAUGGUGGUUCUGUGACCGCAUUGGGGACACGUAUCGCUGGAAGAGCGAGAAUGUCUCGACGGCUGAGGUGGGGGAAUGCCUGGGGCGCCACGAGGCGGUGAGCGAGGCGAACGUGUAUGGUGUCCUGGUUCCGGGGCAUGAUGGCCGUGCUGGAUGCGCUGCUAUUCUGCUGCACGGGGCUGAAUCUGCGGUGGAUGGGCAACCGCCGGAACUAUCGGACAAGGUCCUGAAGAGCUUGGCGGAGCACGCGAUGGGCACCUUACCCGGAUACGCUGUGCCCAUCUUCUUACGAUUUACACGCCAGAUGGAGAUGACGGGUACGAACAAGCAGCAGAAGCACGUUCUAAGAGAGCAGGGAUGCGAUCCGGAGAAAGUAAGCCGAGCGGGCGACAGGCUGUAUUGGCUAAAGGGCGGGACAUACAUGCCGUUCGAAAGGAAAGACUGGGAUGAGAUCACAGCUGGGAGAGUCCGGUUAUGA